Gloeophyllum trabeum ATCC 11539 is the source of this 1395-nucleotide messenger RNA. RefSeq lists its product as uncharacterized. NCBI's taxonomy places the organism in Eukaryota, Fungi, Basidiomycota, Agaricomycetes, Gloeophyllales, Gloeophyllaceae. Bases 1 to 1395 code for a protein of 464 amino acids. The record is from RefSeq and is a predicted model, not a curated record. The transcript is spliced from 2 exons.
AUGCCAUUGCACCAGUGCGAUAUUGCCAACUGCAUCCAUCCAUCCGUCCGGAGGAGCGGUUCCUGUGUUAUGUGCAAACGGCACCUCUGCGCCACACACAGCAGGGCCCCUCACCAUACCUGUCCUCGCUGGGAGGUAAACGAAGAGGCCUGGAGAACUGCCACCUCUGCCGCCGAAAUGGACGAGAUCACAACUUUGCUCUCGCUCGUGAACGCCGACGCUCUUUGUUCCCGAGCGAGUCUCCUUCGGGGCGGGAAGACAUGCUCUCUGAAGGGCCUUUCCUGCGAGCCCGAAGAAAGCCUCAUCUUGACUAGGAUGGGCGGCAUGAACUACCAUGUUACCAUUGACUUCGAAGAUGGAGUGAGCUGGAUCUGUCGGAUCCCGCGACUGCACGCCGGGACCGCCCCUGCUGAGCUCAGACGCCGCAUUCUCCUGAGCGAAGCGGCUACCCUGCGGUUCCUCGCUGAUGCUGGCAUCCCCGUUCCUCGUGUCUAUGAUUACGAGGUCAGCAGGAUUCCAACAACAAUCGGCGUCAACUACAUCAUGAUGUCGAAGCUGGAAGGAAAGCCUUUAGACUGGUACGACAAGGACGAGCACAGCAAAGCCAAGGUUCUGAACCAAUUGGCGGACAUAUUCGUCAAAUUGCGGGCAUGUCGCUUUGACUCCAUCGGGAGCCUGCUCCAUCCUCAAAAGUUGUCUAUCGGCCCAUUGGUCGCAGAGAGUACAACAGACAUCCGUGAUGGGACGCUGCAUCUCCUUGGCCCUUUCAUGUCCUCGCUAGAAUAUCGCCUGGCGUGGAUUGAGAGGCAGUUGGAUUUGAUUUGCAGUGGCGAGGCUUACAGCACCUCCGGCGUCGACGCAUAUCUCGUCCAUCGAUCCCUCAAGGACUAUCUGACCCGAUAUUCAGUGCUGAACUCUGGCGGACAGCCACCGUUUUACCUUAAGCACAUGGAUGAUAAAGGAGAUCAUAUCCUUGUAGACGACGAGGACAACAUCACGGGUAUAAUUGACUGGGAAUGGGCACAGACCACUUCGGAGGGAGAAGCGUUCUCUGCACCUCUAUUUCUGCUCGACGUUGGCGCCUACUACGAUGGGCAAAACGAAUUAAGCGAAGACGAGAAGAUGUUCUCGGAGAUCUUGAAGGAGAAAGGGCGGGACGAUCUUGCCUCGUUUGUGAGCAAUGGCCGUAUCCAUCACCGCCUGACUCAUUGUCUUGCGGGAGACAUAGACGACAAAGAAUCGUUCCCGAAUCUUUUCGCGGGACUUCUGGCAGCUCUGGAGGGGAGGAGUCCCGACGAUCCAAGUAAAAUAUGGAAGGAGUGGAAGGAAAUUGCAAUGGACAAGUACAGAGAUGAAGAGAGACUGAAGCAGUUGCUGAUAAAGUACUCUGCGUGA